This is a messenger RNA of Selaginella moellendorffii, 941 nucleotides long. RefSeq names its product nicotinamidase 1. The transcript has 5 exons. NCBI's taxonomy places the organism in Eukaryota, Viridiplantae, Streptophyta, Lycopodiopsida, Selaginellales, Selaginellaceae. Bases 42 to 794 code for a protein of 250 amino acids. The record is from RefSeq and is a predicted model, not a curated record. Gene Ontology annotation, molecular function: nicotinamidase activity. Gene Ontology annotation, biological process: pyridine nucleotide salvage.
UUGUAUACAUAUUUAGGGUUCGUCACCGUCAUCGCUGCACCAUGGAUUUGAUUUCGUGGGUGAAGGCGGAGCUCCCUGUCCGGAUGGAGCACUUGUGCAUUAGAAUUGGGGAUGACGAGCGAACUGGGCUCGUCGUCCUCGACGAAGUCAACGGAUUCUGCACCGUUGGUCACGGAAAUCUGGCUCCUCGGGCCCCAGAUGCUCAAGUGGAGCGCAUGGUCGACGAGACCGUGAGGAUCGCCAGAGAAUUUCGAUCCAGGCACUUGCCUGUUCUCGCGUUUCUGGAUUGCCACGACCCAAACAAGCCGGAGAAUCCGUAUCCCCCGCAUUGCCUUGUGGGCUCUGGAGAGGAAGAACUCGUCCCAGACCUUAAGUGGUUCGAGGACGAUGACGAGGUUGUGCUCGUGCGAAAGGAUUGCAUUAAUGGAUUUGUGGGAGCGAUGAGACCAGAUGGAUCCAACACGGUCGUGGACUGGAUCAACGCAAACAAGAUUCAACGGAUCUUGGUGGUGGGGGUUUGCACGGACAUUUGUGUGCUAGAUUUCGUGGCGACGAUGACCUCGGUCAGGAACCACGGGAUCUCGCCACCGCUGGAAGAAAUCGUGGUCUACGCUCAAGGAUGCUCCACCUAUGAUUUGCCUCUGGCAGUUGCGAAGGAAAUUGGCGCUGUGGCGCAUCCACAAGAUCUCGCGCACCAUAUGGGAUUAUAUCUCACUGCCGCACGCGGGGCGAAGAUCGUCGACAGCGUCCAGUUCGCGGCAGAGAUCCAUCCAAAUGGCGUCAAGAAGGUGUAAAGCCGUUUUUUUUCCAGCUAUUCCAACCCUCCUAGUCUAGACAGUAUUCACUCACACCUACAACUUGCAAAGGAAGUUCUUGCAUUGUUGAAAUUUUUCACUUCCCUCAGUUGAUAAAUGGAUAUUGAAAAGCAUAGUGUUGUAAGU